GAAAAAAAAAAAAAAAGACAAGAGAGAAUUUAACCGUUUAACACAAAAAAAAAGCAGCAACACAAUUGUUUUAUUUAUCACAAUUCAACUAAUGGGGAAAGGAGGAGGUUAUGUGACGGUGACGGCGGAAGAAGUGGAGGAGCUACGGAGGAGGAACGGUGAGUUGGAGAGAGAAAUGGAGGAUAUGAAGAAGGAGAUGGUUCAGUUGUGGCGGCGGGCAGUGGUGGCGGAGGAGGCAGAGGAGAGACUCUGCUCGCAACUGGCGGAGCUUGAGGUCGAGUCUCUAGAUCAGGCGCGUGACUAUCACUCUCGUAUAGUCUUUCUCAUGGACCAAAUCUCUCGUCUCUCUUCUUCCUCUCUUGAAGUCGUUGUAACAAAUUCGUAGAUACAAAAUUGUUAUUUUGUCUUUAGACCUUUUUAUUGUGAGAUCCAAGUAGUUUAAUGUUAAAAAGAUAUGUAAAUAAAUUCUGCAUAAAAGAUUACAAAUUUUCAUUUUCAUCAUA
Molecule: messenger RNA, 503 nt
Organism: Arabidopsis lyrata subsp. lyrata
Lineage: Eukaryota; Viridiplantae; Streptophyta; Magnoliopsida; Brassicales; Brassicaceae
Product: protein RESPONSE TO LOW SULFUR 3
Exons: 1
Coding region: 92-385 (97 amino acids)
Biological process (GO): cellular oxidant detoxification
Source: RefSeq, a predicted model, not a curated record